Molecule: messenger RNA, 2034 nt
Organism: Stegastes partitus (bicolor damselfish)
Lineage: Eukaryota; Metazoa; Chordata; Actinopteri; Pomacentridae
Product: inositol monophosphatase 1-like
Exons: 9
Coding region: 110-943 (277 amino acids)
Biological process (GO): phosphatidylinositol phosphate biosynthetic process; signal transduction; inositol metabolic process
Molecular function (GO): inositol monophosphate 1-phosphatase activity
Source: RefSeq, a predicted model, not a curated record
GAUUCCGAUACUCCCACCCACUUGUGGGCAAAAGUCAUUGCUGAGAGGAGUCUCGGAGGUGUCUUCAGUCCGUCUUUUGUGAAUAUAUCUGCUCAUCUUCCACAUCAACAUGAGUGAUCCCUGGCAGGAGUGCAUGGAUCACUGUGUGGAGGUCACCAAGAAGGCUGGGGAGAUGAUCCGUGAGGCGCUCCAGAGGGACAUCACCGUCAUGCAGAAGAGCUCACCGGUUGACCUGGUGACCGAGACGGACCAGAAAGUGGAGCAGCUCAUUAUAUCCUCCAUCAAGGAAAAGUAUCCCACGCACAGCUUUAUAGGUGAGGAGUCGGUAGCAGCAGGCGCCCCCAGUCUUCUAACAGACAACCCCACAUGGAUCAUCGACCCUAUCGACGGCACCACCAACUUUGUCCACAGGUUCCCGUUUGUCUCCGUAUCAAUCGGCUUCACGGUGAAGAAAGAGAUAGAGUUUGGAAUCGUCUACAGCUGCAUCGAGGACAAAAUGUACACCGCGCGGAAAGGAAAGGGAGCGUUCUGCAAUGGAUCCCCCAUUAAGGUGUCUGGACAAGAAGAUAUCAGCAAGUCUCUGGUGCUGACAGAAAUGGGCUUCAAGAAGGAUCCUGAAAGAUUCCAAACAAUGCUGGCCAACAUCAGGACCAUCCUCACCAUCCCCGUACACGGAAUCCGCUCCCCGGGCAGUGCAGCUGUCAAUAUGUGUCUGGUAGCGUGCGGAUCGGCCGAUGCCUACUACCACAUGGGCAUCCACUGCUGGGACAUGGCUGGAGGGGCAGCGGUUGUUACCGAAGCCGGCGGAGUAAUCAUGGACAUUUCAGGUGGACCAUUUGAUCUGAUGUCUCGCAGGCUGAUCGUGGCCAGCAGCAGGGUGAUAGCAGAACGCAUUGCGAAGGAGAUAACAGAGUUUCAGGUUGGCAGGGACGACACUGAGUAAACUUUAGCCAAUUUAAGUCGUGCAAACACGCUCAGCUGUUUUCUGUGGAACAGGUUUCAAGUCCAUCUUUGCCUUAAGAACCAAAAUAAUACAGACGUACCUCUGAGGAACAUCUGAGCGGGUUUGAUACACAAUCUGAGCUUUCAGCCUUCUGUCUGUCUGUGUUGUAUUCCAGCACUUAUCCAUUCACUUGUUGUUUUUAAUCACUCAGCCAUGUCUUAGUAUUUAUAUUUAUUUGUGUGGAUGAUGCAGCCAGAACAAGAUAAAAGAUUAAAUACCUCAACACAGCAUCACUGAAGCUACUUUACAAUCACAGUGUGCAAGUUUCGACCAAUUAUUUUUUGCUUUUUCAUUUGGGAUUUUUGAAAAUGUUUUUAAAGUGAAUUCUUGAGGUCCAGCAUCAUGAAUAGUCGUUUGCACUAAAUGCACCAGUGGCAGUGUCCAUACAAGUACUGUACUGUAGAAGAGCUUCUCUGUCAAAUCCAGAACUUAAACCUGCAGUGUGGAACUUUUGUCUCUCCCUCCCGGCAGUGAAAGUACACAAACACUGGCAGGAGCUCAUGAUAUGAAUGUUAAAGCCACAUUGUCCAGCUGAAAUAUUCUACAAACCGUCCGAGCAGCAGGAUGACAUCCGUGUCUGCCCUCAGUCCCUUUUUUUUUCUUCUCUCAGCGCUGUCCAAGCAAAGAAAAGUCACACCAGUGUUAGUCCGUGUUUGUCCUCACCAUCAGUCACUUACACUGUGUGUUUUUUUUUUUUUUUGGAGCAUCAGAAACCUUUCUUGGAUGCUUCCUGGGUUUUUUUUUUUUUCCCCCGCAUAUGGGCUCCUCUAUACUCCCAGCUGCUGUCGCCUCAUCCAUCUUCAUCGCUACAGUUGCUUCAGCUCUGGCAAACCGAUCAUUGCUGACUGACCAAAAAAACAAAAAAGAAGAAGAGUGUCGCCAGAUUUGAAAACUUCAAUAUACAGCAAAAACACACAGAGGUUCACCUCGUUUGGAAUGUAACAGACGCAAAAGUCCCGCACUCCAGCUUCAGACGUGUUGUUUUGUGUUUUUGUACGUAUGUAAUAAAGACAGCAAACAAAUAUAUCUUA